Messenger RNA from Ctenocephalides felis (cat flea), 5057 nucleotides. RefSeq names its product polycomb group protein Psc-like. Gene Ontology annotation, molecular function: promoter-specific chromatin binding; metal ion binding. Gene Ontology annotation, cellular component: PRC1 complex. The transcript is spliced from 6 exons. Gene Ontology annotation, biological process: negative regulation of transcription by RNA polymerase II. NCBI's taxonomy places the organism in Eukaryota, Metazoa, Arthropoda, Insecta, Siphonaptera, Pulicidae. The record is from RefSeq and is a predicted model, not a curated record. The coding region runs from base 251 to 3421 and encodes 1056 amino acids.
GUGUGUGCGUGCAUAUAGAACUGUAGCGGCAUUGUUUUUUUCGGAAUAGGUACGGAAUAAUACUACAUGAACAGGAUUUUUGUGCGAAGCUAUCCGAAGAUAUGAGUGCAAUAUGAAAAUAUGCGCCAAGACACCGGAAUGUCGGAAAGUUCUGGCGUUCCGUACGAGAGACGACAAAACGGACUGCGACGACGAAUAAUGCUGUUGAGAAACGUGCAACGCGUGAAGAAAUCCAAGGGAUACGCUCGGCAUGUACGCGUCGGCGGCGUCGGUUAAUCGGGUCGGCGGUGCUGUCAGCUCCGGUCCGCAGGCGGGAGCAGUGGCGGCGGUCACACCAAGUGUCGCGAGUGCCUCCAGGAGCAUCAUGAUGACGACCGGCGACGUUAGCGGCGAGGCGAGCGGCGCGGCCGGCGACGGGGCGGCCAGGCAACAUCCCAUUGCUCAGCGACCAAUCGAUCGCGUAUUGAUGGUGGCAGAUAGCGAACCUAGGCCUAGGUUAAGCGAUAUUAAUCGGGCACUCACUUGUGGCUAUUGUAAAGGAUAUUUGAUAAAUGCGGUCAAGAUUGAAGAUUGUCAUCAUACAUUUUGUCGUUCAUGUAUUGUUCAAUACAUAAAAAAUGUGAACAAGCAAUGUCCGACCUGUCUGUCGAGUGCAUCAACUCAAAGUGAUAAGCAGCAACCAUAUUUAGAAUUGUCUAAUCUGAUACUGGACAGAGUCUUGCAAAGUUGUGUAUACAAAAUGGUUCCUGGACUGUACCGGCGGGAGCAACAAAGACAGGCAGAAUUCUAUAAGCAACAUGGCCUUAGUAAUACUUAUUUGGCCAAAGUCGAAGAUAAUGUUCGAUUCAUCUGUCCAGAUGAACUUAUGAGUCUUUCUGUGGAAUAUGAAUCUACAGAUGCUAGAAUUGAGAAUAAACCUAAAAUGGAAAAACGGUAUUUGCAAUGUCCGGCUGCAGUAACGAUAAACCAUUUAGAAAAAUUAUUACGAAACAAAUAUAGCAUCAGCCCUGCGAUGUCUAUUGAAAUCAAAUAUAAGAAGCAUUCUUUGAGCCAUCAGCUAUCAUUGAUGGACGUUGUUUACAUUUACGGUUGGCAAAGGGAUACACCCAUGGAGUUUUCAUAUUCUAUAGCUUGUGCUGCAGCCGAACCUGAAGAUUCGGCAAGUUCUGAUGCCGCACCUCCUUUAGUCACGACAAAUUCUCAAGAUACUGCUCCGAAACCAAAACUGGCGCCUCUGUUUAAGUCGCCUAUGUCGCCCCAGCCUUCACCUCCCAGUCCUUCAGUCUCGUCACAUAUAAAACACAAUAGAGAUAAUUCUUCUGGCAAGCAGCAUCGAGAUGUUUCACAUUCAAAGCAUCGUGAGGGCCCAGCUCGGAUGAUAUACGAUCCAGAAAACAAGCAUAUGCAACCGCGCGUCGAACUCACAGAGUACGCUGCCCGAAUUGGUCUGACGGCGGUGAAAAAUGGAUCAUCGCACUACGACUUUCGUGAGGAAAAAGCUGAUCGACUGGACGAGGACCGCGUCGAAUUUGCAAAGAAACGAGAUAGAGAAUGGGCCGCCCAAAAGCAACUCGACGAACGCCACCACGCCAAAGACGACACCAACACUCAUAGGAAACGCAAGAAGGCGAAACAUUCUAAGAACGAGGACAACCAAUACAAACGACGGAAACUUCACGCUCAGAUUACUUCACCCGAAUCUCCCGAGGAUGCUUUGAAAAUGAAGGUCAAAUUGACGCCGACACCAGAGACAAAACAUAAGUACAAGUAUCACAUUGAACCGAUUACGCCUCCACCAGCUGCUGAUAAGCCAAACGUUACGACGAACUUAGUUGCCGAAAACAAAGAUUUGUCGACAAAAGAAAAGUUGUUACAGAUGCGAGCUGUUAGAAAGGACAAAGUCAGUAGUGUACUGCAAUCAGCAAAACAGGAACCGGUUUCGCAGCCUGCUGUAAGCUUAAGUACAUCGAUGCCACUAUUAGAUAAAGCGCCUUUCCAGACAGCACCUGAGAAAACUCCGAUGAUUAAAUUACCGCCACUUAAAUUACCUACUAAUAAAUUAACAUCAAUAAAAUCUCCACCUUUGAAGCUACCUCCAAUAAAAUUCAACACACUGAAAUCACCGCCAAUCAAAACUACAAUUAGUAAAAGCUGUAUACCGACACAAUCGCCUCCGCUGAAAACAUUAGUGGUGAAAACACCUACGGCUAGAUCAUCGCCUGUUAAGUCACCUGCACCAAGUUCCAUGGACAUUAAGUCGCCGAGUGAAGUACCUGUUAACAAACGAACUUUUCCGACAGCGGAUAAUAAAUCUGAACAACCUCCAGUCAGUAAACCAAAAUUAGAUAUCGAAGCUCCUAACUCUGUCUCGAAAGAAGUAACAACACCCAAACCCACAAAUAGCGUAACGACGAUAUCAGAGCAAGUGCGUGAAAUAGUACAAACUAAGCCAAAUUCUGGGUCAAGUUCAAUGGAGAAAGAUAAAAUUCAACAACCAAUAGCAGAGCCAGUGAAGCCUGUUGAAGUUAAACCUGUUGCCAGUACUCCGGCAACGAAUUCAAUUGUUACCAAAUCUACAGUUGUUACGACAACUCCUAAAGUGAUCAGACCACCUCCCGCUACAAUACCUUUGGUGCGAAUAAAAAAAUCUGUCGCUAAAACUGUUACGUUCUCGACAGCUGAUAAAACUUUCACGACGAAUGCAAAAAUGCUGACGAGUUCCGCGUCGCUACAGAAACCGCCUGAGGCGAAUAAUCCGAUGUGCGAUAAUAUUGGAGCCUUGGAUUUAUCCGGAAAAUCUAGUAGGAGUCCGACAUCGGAUGUGCGACCAACAAAUUCUCCGUCUCCACCCGCAGCGAACAGAAUGUUGAAUGGCGUUGCAAAACAUAAAAAGCCAACGGAAAAUCCAAUGUCAAAUUUACAAAUGCUUUCUGAAUCGGCAGUGCAAAUAUUAUCGCAAAGUAAGACGACAGUGUCGCGAAUGCCGAUCAAACAAUCCAUUCACAACACUGCUGUUCGACCUGCGAUACCCCAUGGUUUGCGCAUACCACAGCUGACCACAAAUCCUCAGUUGACUCAUAAACAGCCAAUUCACACGAUAUUAAAAUUAAAUGAAAUCAAAGGUCUUCGCAACACAAGCCCGAGACCCCAGAACCAAUCUAUACGAAGCAUACCUAAUCCAUCGGCGUUGAAUUUUCGGCCUGCUCAAACCAAACCGCCAGUACAAGAUGAAACUAAGAAAAUACUGAAUAUUAUGGAUACUGUACCUUCUACCACAUGCUCUAUGUUAUCAGAUAUUAAGAAAAAUGAGAAUCUUGCCAAAAAUUUAAACUUAGAAAAAGUGACGGCCGAGCUCGCCGGCAGAGCAUCGGAAGCGAACAAGUUACACAGUAAAAGUGCUUCUCAAAUGACGACCCCUUAACAUAAUUGGUAUAAUUUGUCAUUUUAAAUUAAAAUCAAAGACUUAUUCCUUGCUGAUUCGAAGAGAAAGUGAUAAUUUUUGAAAGAAUUUAAUUAGAUCUGAUAUUAAAAACACGUGGUGUAAAGCAUAGUUUGCGUGUGAGAUACAAGGAAUAGCAAACUUGCAGAAAUUAGGACUACAUAACUUACAUUUUCUGAUAUUACGUAAUUGAUAUUCAUUGACUAAUUUAUGAUAGGAAAAUUUAAUAUAAAAUGGUACUGUAAAUGUAGGUAAUUUAUUACUAUAUCGGAAGAUACUUUUGUUUGUACCAUUUAAAUUGGAUAACUCAAUAUAUGGAAAGUAUAAUUUAAUUUUGCUUGUCACGCAUAUAGUGACAUAACACAUUAUUUUGAGCACAUUUAACCCUUUCGCUUCGAGUAUGGUCCAUGGGCGACAUAUUGUGUGUCGGCCUAUGUUUCGAGAUUUAUCACUCAUGAGUUUAACUAUUAGAAUUCUAUUUUUUUAUUGUAGUUUUUAGUUCGUUAGAAGCGUAAUUUUUAAUUUUUUAACAUAUUUUUAUGGGAAAGGAUUGAGAAAUCUUAAAAUAUUUUGUUUUACCUGGUCUUUUCUGUUGCGCUACUGAUCAGGUGACCAUAUUUUUUUUAAGUCAAAACCGGAACCGCUGUUUUUAGUUGAGCUAAUCCGUGACGGAGAGGAGGGGAUUUAUGCUAAAUAACCUAAAUGUGAUUUUAAAAUAACCAAUACCUUUUGAGGAUACAAUAAAAACAGUCUUUUUAAUUGUAUAAAUUUUUUUAUCAGAAUUGCGGACUUUUAGUUAGAAUUCAAUUAUAUGUAAUUAACCCGUCUUUAGAAUUUUCUGAUUCGGCAAUUUUCUCAUUCAUAAUGUAAUGAUUCAUAUUAAAACAAACUCGAGACAUAAGGUGGAAUUCCGGGACAUUCCCGGCCAAACAGGGACGCAUGAUCACCUUUUUACUGAUCGACACGCUGUACCGUACAGCAGCGUCACUCCUGCUGAAAACAUUACCAUAGCGAAAGGGUUAAUAAUGUUCAAUAAAAAUUAAUAAAAGAUUUGAUAAGAAACCUGCAUGCAUUUUUUGUUUUAAAUUGAUUUUUUGGCUGAAGCAUAACAUCUUUACUCUUAAAAACAUUAAGCAUUCUGUAAAGACCUUUGUUCGCUCUUAUCCGCAAUGAGACACUUAGCCAUAUCUUAUAAUAGGCGAAUGGGAUCAAUUAGUUUAUAUAAAAUACUGGUAUAAUAUAAAAAUUCGAGAUCGAGAACAUUUCAUGCAGGUUUUUUGAUUAAUUUUUGCUUUAACAAAGUUUACAUAUUUAGAGUAAUACAAAAUAGUUUCCUUUACUUAUAUGUAAUAAUAAAAAUCCAAAGUACGUAAUCUAUGAAUAUGUUUUUAUGAAAAAUAUUGAGAGAUUGGAUAUGAAAAAGUAGGAUAAACGUGCGUGUGGUGUUGUUGAGAAGUGAUUGAAUAACCUCUAAAAUAAUAUAAAUAAAUGUGUUAAUUUAUUAAAUUUACAAAAUAGCGAGUAGAACCAGUGAUUAUUUAAUAAUUCAUGUUGCGAUAAUAAUUUAUAAUAUAAGGAUUUGUUUUCCCUUUUGUGGGUUAAUAGCAAAAAUAACCAG